UGGGUUUCAGCGGUAUUCUAAGAACGAUCAGUUCGUGACGUAAACUCUGAAUUCCACUAUCCUCAUAGGCUGACAACUAAAUUUUGUGGCGGGUAGUACGUCAUUCGAGGUCAUUAUGUCCAAUGUAAAACCGAAGAGUGUGUCGGAUAUAUUUUGUGAUGCACAUGCUUUGCAUGUAGUUGACACAAGCAGAGCCAAAGACGGAGUUUGGUUAGUCAAAGUUCCAAAAUAUUUGGCUGAACUUUGGCAUAAUGCUGGUCCUGAUGGUGUAGUUGGCAAAGUUGUGAUCGCAAGUUCAACUAGUGCAUCUCAGAAUAGUAACAAAGGCCCAGGGUCACAAGUCACUCUUGUUACUGAUUCAGAACUAUUAAAUCAAGUCGGAGAGUCCGGAAAUCUGAUACCAAAGGAACAUCAGUUUCUGAUUCAAACUUCUGCAUCAUCAAAUAGUACACCUGGGACUGCUCGCCCAGGUCAAACUACUCCAAGUUCGACAGUUCAAAGGCGUCCUGGGACUAUAUCUGGACAAGAACUCAUAAUUUUAUGUGAAGACGACCUUGGAUGUGCUCAAACCAACUCGUUUCCAUCUUCGACGACCAACACAACUUUAAUUUCCUCUGCAGCCCCACAUUCUCCAUUCUCAAAUAAACCGUACGCUCGUUACUCUCGGCGACUAUCUUUGUUUGGUCGUGUUAACAGUAGAGCUGAAUGCAGACCACCACCCAAUACAAGAUAUAUGAUGCUCAAAGCUCAACAGGUUCAUAAAAUAUUUCCUAAUCUUGAAUGUCCUAUUUUGUACCCAUCCUAGUUCUAGAAAUACUUAACCCUCACUCUUGUCCUAGUUUUAUAUUUCUUUUAUUUCCUCAAGCUCAAAGCAAAGAAUCGACCGCGACAUGAAGUCUGUCUCCUUUAUGAACCAGUAAGAAAUUACAAACCAGUUUCCAAUCAUGUCAACAAUAUCGAGUAUGAAAAUCGGAAAAAGGUUGAGGGUAAAAAUCUUAGACGUGAAAAAGAAGACGUUUUGCAGGAUUUGUUCAAAGCUUUCGAAAGACACCAAUAUUACUCUAUUAAAGAUUUGGUUGUACUUACUAAGCAACCAUUGUUUCAGUUAGUUUUAAUCAUAAUCCUGAUCAAAUUCGAAAUACGUUGAUACCGUAGAAUCUACUAACACGUAUCACGUUCGAUGAUUGGUCGUAUAUGUCUCAUCGUCGUUUACUUAUAACUAGUCAAAAUCCUCAGUAAUUAUUGGUUAAAACUGUGUUUAUUAUAUCCAUUAUUUUUAGAUGUUAGAUUAAUUCUGUCAAUUUAUUGUACAUAUAAUCACUGAUAUGUUUUUCACCCUUAACCUUCUCUUGUUUAUCUUGCGUUUACAAGCAAAAGCACCAUCAUAAAAAUGAAUUUCUGUCGAUAACCAUGACGGGAUUCAAGAAAGGAAGAACAAGAAAACAGCAAUUAACAGCAGCCGAACAGCAAUAGAGGAAGUCAAGGCAUAAUCUGGACACACCAAAGCAAACAAGCAAGUGAAAAGAAGAAUUAGAGCUGACAAACAGAAAUACGCAGAAGACCUGGCAGCGACAGCGGAAGAAGUUGCUAAGGGAGAGAAUAUGAGACAACCAUAUGACAAAACGAAGAAACGAGCAGGGAAAUAUAGUUAACCAGAACAACCAGUCAAGGACAAAGAAUGCAAACCAAUCACUGAGGUUCAAAAACAGAAGAAAAGUUGGUAGAGCACUUUGAAGAACCCUUGAAUAGUCCAGCCCCACUGAACCCACCGGACAUCGAAGCAUUACACACAAACCUCCCUAUAGCUGUCAGUAACAACGAUCAAAGAAAUUAGGAGUGAAAAAGCAGCAGGACCUGACAACAUACUAGCCGAAGCAGUGAAGUCAUAUCAGGCGGCCUGUUUGAAUAUCUGGGCCUACCUGUCUCUGCCAUCAAGAUAUUUCAACAAGUUACCUGUUUUCUUGUUUUUCUUAACACAUCAUUAUGCCCGUUAGUCUCAUAACCUAUUCAGGUGUGUUUGUGAAAAGUUUACUGCAUUUCGCUGUACAACUUACGAAAGAGCCUAAUCAGAGACACCGUGGUUGUUGGCAAUAUGCUUCGAAAAGAAUAUACAUGAUUCAGAUGUCGAUUCCUGCUAACAUCUAACUGGCGACCACUCAAUAUUUAUCGCAAGGAUCGGUCAAGAAAUAAGAAAAGGAAACUUGUUGAAAUACUGUGCUGAGAAUUCUAUACUGUACCAAAAAUAUAAUAUUGAAUAAACGUUUCUAACAAUGUAUCAAUAAACCGACUGAAGGAUUCAGUAGACAUACAGCUUCGAGAUCAACAGGUCGGAUUCCGUAAGGGUCGGUUAUGCACAGACCAAAUCGCAACACCAGAGGUCAUCGUUAAACAACCAGUUAAAUAGAACUCGUCACUGUGCAUCAACUUUCUUGACUUGAGUGCUGUUAGAGGUAUGAGGGUGGUUAUCACUUCCCGGUUGCCUACACCGUGGAAGGGUUCUUCUGGAAAUACCUGAAAAGGAAAUUGGAUUAGAGGUGGUCUUAGUGACCUGAGGGCGUGACCGCAGUGCCCAAGGGACAACU
Molecule: messenger RNA, 2582 nt
Organism: Schistosoma haematobium
Lineage: Eukaryota; Metazoa; Platyhelminthes; Trematoda; Strigeidida; Schistosomatidae
Product: General transcription factor IIF subunit 2
Exons: 5
Coding region: 116-805 (229 amino acids)
Biological process (GO): transcription by RNA polymerase II; transcription initiation at RNA polymerase II promoter
Cellular component (GO): transcription factor TFIIF complex
Source: RefSeq, a predicted model, not a curated record